AAAGAAUAAAAAUGAACUUCGUUUUACCAUUGUUGCGUUGAGUAAACUCGUAUAAAUAUUAAUAUAUUCCUCUAAUUUGUGUAAAUUAUGUUUUAGGUUUAGUUAAAUAAAGUUGAUAGUUACAACAUGGGCCGCGUUAAAAAAAAGUUUGAUGCCGGGGCAGCGACUCAAUAUAUUACAAGGAAACGAGCGUGUAAAAAACUUCAAUUGUCGUUGGCGGAUUUUCGAAGGUUGUGUAUUUUGAAAGGAGUAUACCCACAUGCGCCAGCUAAUAAGAAAAAGGUGAACAAGGGAAGCACGGCAAACAGGACGUUUUAUUUCAUGAAAGAUAUUCAGUUUCUUUCUCAUGAACCUGUGAUUAAUAAGUUCAGGGAGUAUAAGAUUUACGUGAAAAGAUUGAAGAAAUCUGACAACAGGAAAGAUCGGAUCCGAAGUUCUCACAUUCGGAGUAACAAACCAAGUUAUAAAGUGGAUCAUAUUGUUAGGGAGAGGUAUCCAUCGUUUGUUGAUGCAUUGCGAGAUUUAGAUGAUGCACUAUGUAUGUGUUUCUUGUUUGCAAGUUUACCAAGAUCAGGAAGAGUUCAUGUGGAAACUAUUCAACUAUGCAGGCGAUUAACUGUUGAAUUCAUGCAGUUUGUGAUCUCUGCAAAAUGCUUGAGGAAAGUNUUGUUUCCAUCAAAGGAUAUUAUUUCCAAGCUGUUAUAAUGUCGCAAACGAU
Molecule: messenger RNA, 718 nt
Organism: Ciona intestinalis (vase tunicate)
Lineage: Eukaryota; Metazoa; Chordata; Ascidiacea; Phlebobranchia; Cionidae
Source: RefSeq, a predicted model, not a curated record